GGGUAUCCUCUUGUUAUUAUUUAACUUAUAACCUUUUAUUCAAGAAUUUGCUUUUAUUUCGUCUCAAAAAUAAUUUAAAUAAGUUAAAAUUUAAAUAUAUGAACAGUUUGUGGACGUAUACAAGUUAAACGAAGGCGUUCCGGUCUUCCAAGAUGUUUUGCAUCCAGGAAGCGGAGCCUCCACAUUCAAAUUCACUGAUGGAGAAGGACCCGCUGUGCACAGCUCAGUCGGAAUCGAGUGACGACGAACCAAAUGCCAAAAGACUGAAAUAUACCAGCGAUCUUAACCUACAAGUCUACCAGAUCCCUGCAUUCAACACACCCAAGUCCCUCAGCAUAUUCCCCUCCUCCUCAACGCUGCCAAAGUUUGUCAACAACCCACUCAACUUAGCGAACCCUUUAGCUCUAGCGGCGAGUAACCUAAACACAAAUAAUGUGGUAAAGACUUUACACAGCAGAUACUCUCUGCCGGCAAAACUAUCCAUCACGCCUGUCACCAAAGCCACCAACGACGGUGAAGUCGUUAGAUAUAAGAAGAAUGGGGAGAUAGCUAAGAAGAGAGGCCCACCCAAGGGAUAUAAACGGAAACCCAAGGAUUUAUCUCAAAGUUUCUCCAAUGGAGCAUUGUUGCAGGCACAGAAUGCAAUACUGACCAGUUUGCUGGUGGCCAACAACACAUCCCUCUCUCAAGUGAUCAGUGUACCAAAACCACCUGAACCAGUACCCAAAUAUGAAGUCAAAUUGCCAUCAGGAACUGAAUUGGUUGAGCUGAUGUUGGACCCCGAGGACUGGUUCCCCACGGAGCCCUACAAAAUGGUGUUUAGCAGGAAAAAGAAUCCCAAGUGGAAGAAUUUUCCAUACAGAUGUGAACAUUGUUUUAAAGGCUACCGAGUGGCAUCCACUUUGGUAACUCAUGCUGCAGAACGACACGGUUCUGUUCCCAAAGACCUGGCGCUGCCAUGCCCAUGCUGUCCACACGUUUCCAUCCGGAGAAAGCAGCACAAGAAACAUCUGGAGACACACGAGGGCAAGAGGCAUAGGAUAUUCUGCGUGUAUUGUCUACCAGCAAGAGAUGUUUCUGAGCCCUACGAGAAGGAAUCGCUGAAGUAUCCGUUCGACAAGUUCCCGCAGUUCUGGUACGCGUCGGAGGAGUCUUUGCGGCUGCACAAGAAGCGGAAACAUCCCUACGCCGCCAUGUUCAACAACAACUGGUUCGGCACGUGGGGUGACCUCGCUCCUAACAGCUAGAUUCUAUUAGAAUAGAAGUUAAGUCCAUAACUACAGUUUGGUACAAAUUAAGCGGAUAGAGUAUGUACUUUCUCAUAUUUUGUAGUAACUUGUAUAUUGUAAGCUUUAACUUGUAUCACCAUAUUGAUAAAAUAUUAUCUCGAGAUGUGUAUGUUCGAGAGACUAAAACGAAACGGCUUUUUGUAAUACGUUAGGAAAUUCGAAGCUGUAAUUUGUGUAGGAAUCGACUUGAAAAUCGAGUGCGAUUCGCUUCCCGAUAGUGAUCUUAUAUUUCGUGACAUACUUUUAAAGUAUUAUCUUAGCAAAUAAUCACGAACCAGUGUUCAAUAUAAGGAUAUAGUAAAAAAAUGUCGUCGCUAUGUAUGACGCGAAUAAGUGUAAUGUAGUAUUCACAGUAUAGUGAAUAGUGAUAGAGGUAGUGUUUAUCUCGACGCGAGUGUCCUAAAGAGCCUUAGUACUUAUGAUUAGUGUUAGUGUUGCCAUGUAGAGAUCGAAUAGGUUAUUGUAUAUUUUUGGAAGAAAUUAGACGAACGUGCCUUCGGAAAUGCAUUCCAUAUGACAUUUUAAAAUAUCUCCGAUGAUUCUAGACCGUUGUGUUACCGCGAUCCCACCUUCUAUAUUAAAAUGUCAUACUUAUGCUUCGGUAUUUCAAAAAGCUAAAUAGUGUAUAUAUGGUAGUGAUAACAAAUCAUCAGUAUUUUUGUAUGAAUUUAUAGCGAACGUAGCUUUCGGUAUUGUGUUAAGUAGACACUGGACACUGGACGGUGUUAGGUUAUAGUGCAGCUCGAGCCCGGACGUACUGUAGAAACUAUUUUCAACUUAUGCAGCUUAAUCCGUAAUGUUUUAUUAUAAAUUCAUCUUUAUACAAUUAUAUUGAUCUUUUGAUCAAUUUAUAGUUAAUCUUUUAUUGUUUUAUUUUAAUGAGAAAUGAAAAUCAGUGACUUUAAGCAAAGGUUUUAAGCCUAGUUUUAGCUGUGAUUUUAAUGUUCGAUGAUUCAUUUGCUUACAUUUCUAUCCCCUCGUGACGGGUCAUAAUUUUAUAUUCGAUUUGUUUUUAACCUUUGUGUAAUUUUUAUUAAUUUUACUUUACACUUUUACAUUUUUUUAUUUUACCACAAUGGAGUUAUGAAAUCAAUUGGACAGUCUUACAUCGUUUAUAAUCGCAUUUGACGCAUUUAUUGUACUUUUAGUUUGAAACUUAUAUCAGUAUUACUUUGUAGUUAAGUUUUGUAAAUAAUUUCCCGUAGAACUAUUAGUCGCCUUUUAUAGUGCGCACGCAUCGGACGAGCAUAUUAAAAGUUGUGCAAUGGGGCCCCAAAUAUUUUUUCUGGGAGUAGCCCUCAUUUUAUUUAUUUACCUUUAGGAAAUUGCAUAUUUCAUUCAUUUAAACUGAGAUGAACAUAACUAAACGUUAUCCAUCUUUAAAACUAAUUCAUACAGCUCUACAAGGUUACAAAACCACAAGGUGCGUGGCCAAAAUCGGACCGAAUCCGCCAUCUUGUAAAAUGUUACAGAGGGGCAGCUAUUUCACACGCACACCUUUCCUAUCAAACUCAUCCAACUUGGAUGCAAGUCAUCAUACUUGGAUGAUCCAAGUAUCAUUUUGGUUUAUGUCAUUUUGCAUGUCCAAAAUGAAAUCUGACGUGGUGUCAUUUUGAGUGACAGUAAUUUUUUAUCUACGCCACUAUGACAAUGUCAGAGUGCCACAUGAUCCUUGUGUGUCUGUGAUGUUUUCUCCAAGCAAAACACAUUAGCAUGUUAGUUUAAGUUAGUCAAAUAGUUUUCUGUCACAAAAUCGACGACGUGACGACAGAAAUUAUGUUCUACCGACCAAAGUAAUGCACUGUGAAAAAAUCUUGUACUUUAGAUAAAACACGGUCGAAAUAUCUGUAGAGCUGAGCUGCGGGGUGACACCCGGAGUCGAAAACUUACCGGGCUGUUAUUGGUCAACAUUUAGCGUGGCGAGCGUUUAUUGGCUAUAUAAAACUGUCGAAACCGUGACCCGAGUUUUAUGUGAUGUGGAUCAAGCAGUGGCGUAACUAUAAGAUCCGGGGCCCGUGGUAAAUUGAUGGGGCUCU
Messenger RNA from Aricia agestis (brown argus), 3325 nucleotides. RefSeq lists its product as uncharacterized. The record is from RefSeq and is a predicted model, not a curated record. The transcript has 7 exons. NCBI's taxonomy places the organism in Eukaryota, Metazoa, Arthropoda, Insecta, Lepidoptera, Lycaenidae. Bases 153 to 1247 code for a protein of 364 amino acids.